AUGAUGCCCCCGUCUCUGCCCCCCAGCCCCCAGCUCCCGCCCCCUUCGCCGCCCCCCGCCCCGCCCUGCACCGCCUGCCUGGUGCCCAUGGUGGCGCUGGCCGGGGUGGCCGGCCUGUUCGUGGUGAUCUCGGCCCUGCUGGGCGAGCGGCUCUUCCGGGGGGCCCGGGCCCGGGGGGUGCCCAGCGUGUGGCGCCGGGGCGGGACGCUGUGGAUCGAGCCGGCGCCGCCGCCCCAACCGGACGGAGCCCCCCAGGCGGAGACGGGCGACCUGUGGAUCCCGCGCCCCCCGCCCAGCGCCGAGGACUGGUACCGGGGGCCCGCCGGCGGCUCGGGGAGCGGCACCUCCAGCGGCAUCCACUCGGGGGCGCCAGAGAGCGCCGGCAGCAGCACGGCCUUGUGGGACGCCGAGGCGCCGGCCUGGGGAGCCCAGCCCCACGUCACCCUGCAGGACAUCUCCGACUUCUUCCGACGUGGAGGGGGGAGGGGGCCGUGA
Terrapene triunguis (Three-toed box turtle) is the source of this 495-nucleotide messenger RNA. Its product is annotated as transmembrane protein C16orf54-like. The transcript has a single exon. The coding region runs from base 1 to 495 and encodes 164 amino acids. The record is from RefSeq and is a predicted model, not a curated record. Lineage: Eukaryota; Metazoa; Chordata; Testudines; Emydidae.